AUGCCGCCUCCAAAGACCAUCUUCACGUCUUACGAGCGGAAUGCCCUCAAAGAUAGGUGGGGCUCGCAGGCAACACGUCUCACUCGUGACUCUUUUCUACCGUUUGGCUCAUGCCAGCUAUGUCUCCUUCCUUCAGUAGACCCAGUAUGCUGUUCACAGGGCGAUUUAUUCUGCCGCGAGUGUGCCAUGACCAAUCUUUUGGCUCAACGGAAAGAAAUGAAAAGGCUAGAAAAAAUCAACGAACGCCAAAAGCUAGAGGAUGAGGAUCUAAAGCUUCGAGAAGAAGAGGAAGCGCGGUUGCGGGCAGUCGAGGAAUUCGAGGCUGUUCAGAUGGGGCUUUCCGUCAAAGCAGGCGCAUCAGCAAGAGUCAUUGGAAGGCAGGGCGGCAAGAUCAUAGUAGAAGAGGAGCAGGAUGCAAAGGCUGGAGAGACCAGAGGCACGAAACGUAAAUUCGAAAUCGACGAAGAAGAGCUCAAGCGCAUCGCAGACGAAGAGCAAAGCAAGGCGAAACGUACAUUAGACGCCGAACGUAAAGCAGCAAAGGGUCAUUUACCCAGCUUCUGGGUCCCAGGCGAGACCCCCGAUCAACACCACACAAGCGCGGAGAAGGCGAGGCAGACACCUAUAUGCCCGUCUAGCCACCCUGACCAACCGCACAGCCUGUCGUUAAAAAGCCUGACGAGCGUCAACUUCCGCGAAGAGAAGUCAGCCGAUACCGGAAAGUCUGUCCGCACAUGUCCCAGCUGCCAGAAAGCGCUCUCGAAUAGCACAAAAGCCAUGCUAGCUAUACCAUGCGGCCACGUCCUCUGCAAGCCAUGUGUUGACAAGUUUCUCAAGCCAGAACAUCGCCAUCAGAGAGAUGCACACGACGACGGACCUGACCCGGAGACUGUACACUGUUAUGUUUGUGAUGCGGAUCUCACUACAGUCCCGGACGCUAAGGAUGGCAAGAAGAAGAAGAAGGACAAAGAAAAGGAGAAGGCGCCCAGACCUGGACUUGUGGAGAUCCGGAGUGAGGGUACUGGAUUUGCAAGUGGUGGAAAGGCCAUGGUAAAGAGAGAAGGCGUUGCGUUCCAAGUAUAG
Alternaria burnsii is the source of this 1083-nucleotide messenger RNA. RefSeq names its product zinc finger containing protein. Gene Ontology annotation, cellular component: nucleus. Lineage: Eukaryota; Fungi; Ascomycota; Dothideomycetes; Pleosporales; Pleosporaceae. The transcript has a single exon. The record is from RefSeq and is a predicted model, not a curated record. The coding region runs from base 1 to 1083 and encodes 360 amino acids. Gene Ontology annotation, molecular function: ubiquitin protein ligase activity.